GCUUUCGUUCCCCGCCGCUCAUGCACGCGCGUGGACGCUGCGACGACUGCUUGGCGCGCCGGCGCACCUUGUGUUACGGUACUCGCGAGAAACCGGGCAUGCGCAGAGCGGCGCAGAUACGGCAAGGAACAGCCGGCUCGGCGCCCGAUGCGUCACCAGUCUCGCCAUUUUCGAAGGCUCUGCUAUCGGCGCUGGUUUGGAAUCCGUUGGGCCACGUAUUGUACUCCCGCUGCAGAUGGUGACCUGUGGAACCCAGAGGAGUACCUUGUUGUUGAUCGCCACGUGUUAGGAGCGGCUAGAGAACGUCACUACAGUAUUCUGCAUGUUAUUCACCAGUUAGUUUUCCUUUCACGUCUGUUAUGCUGAAAGAUUGUAGUCUACUUUGGAAUUCGUUCAAAGGGCACUUUUGGUAUUAACCCAGACCAUGGAAGCAAGGCUGAGAAAAAAAGCAAGGAAAGAGAACCCAAAAAUAUUCAGUUUGACGAAAAAAUCAUGGAUUCUGAAUGGAAUGUUUACGAGGCAUCAGAGAAAUGGAAUUGGAGAGUCUUUUAAGUAAAAAUUUGUAGUGAAUUAUUUAGCGAUUUGAAAUUUUGUGUUGAUAACGUUUUAUUUUUUGAAUCACGAGACAACUUCAGGGGAUGAUGGUGAAACAAAAAAGUGAAGCACUAGGGUGGACCUAACAAGGAGUUGGAAGAAAACCUAAUGUUGAACUGAUUUUUGAACACCUAAAAAUGUACAAGAUAGAUCAAACUGUUACAAAGAGAUUAUGAUAAAGUUAUUUAUUGUGCCUGGAAUGGACAUAUGCCAAGUGCAGAAUCCAGGGCUUUCGUUCAACCAUCUGUACUGCUCACGGCAUGGUACAGCGGCGGCGCUGGCAGCGAGGAUGCCCAAGGAUAUAAGAGCGGCAACGUGGAACCAUCACUUCAGUGGGUCCGGUGGCGGCAUGGCGAACUCCCGUUUCAAGCACGUCUGUUUCAUCUUGCAGAUUGCCGUUAUCGCCGGCUGCCCCGAUGUUCUGAUGCAUGAUCCUACAAGCGACGCACCGCGCAGUCUCCUACCACGAUUCAGCGGCGCUCGAACUGGCGGCAGUGCCCGAUCUUCGGCGGGGCAGGAAUGCGCUGCUGCUGAUCGUGGGAAGGAUUUUCCGUCUAUUGACGUGCUUUCGUUCAACCAUCUGUACUGCUCACGGCAUGGUACAGCGGCGGCGCUGGCAGCGAGGAUGCCCAAGGAUAUAAGAGCGGCAACGUGGAACCAUCACUUCAGUGGGUCCGGUGGCGGCAUGGCGAACUCCCGUUUCAAGCACGUCUGUUUCAUCUUGCAGGUAACAUACAAUUACAAAUGCUACCGAAGUGAUAACCGCUGUCCGUUGCUGCUACCGGACCCUCUGAACUGUACUGCCGUUGUGACACUACUGGUGCAUUGCCUAAGAAUGUCAUUAUUGUUACUUUGUGGCGACGUAGAGACCAAUCCCGGUCCCAAAGUUGAUGAAAUGUUGUCGCAACUACUGGCUGGGCAAGCCCGCAUCAGCCAGGAAUUAGCUAGCCUAUCUGAAACAGUUGCAUCAUUUGAAAGUCGUCUAAUGAAUGUUGAGACAAUGGCAGCGUCUAUGUCAAACAUUAUACCACGUGUAAGUGAACUGGAGCAGACCGUUGGUACGCUUCAAAAACUAGUUGGCAAGCUUGACCGUCAGAACGAUGAGCUAGAGAACAGACUCCGUAAAAACAACUUGAUAAUUCAUGGUUUGCGUGAGACAUCUUCCGAGACGACUGACCAUCUGCUUGAGUCUGUAUUGGAUCUGUUAUCAGUUAAACUCGGUGUAAAGUGUGACGACAUAGAGCGUUGCCACAGGCUUGGAGCAAAAAGAGGAGAUAAACCUCGGCCGGUAAUUAUUAAACUAAUGGAUUUCAGGUCAAAGAUUGCUAUCUUGAACAACGCACGAAAACUUAAAGGAAGUAAAAUUUACAUAAAUGAGGACUACUCUGCUCGGGUUCGACUGGCACGUAAAGCGCUGUGGCAGAAUUCCCAAGAUAUGCGCAAGAAUGCUGGCAAAGUGAAGCUUAAGCACGACACACUCACGAUUGAUGGUGUUCGUUACAUGUGGGAAACUGAUAAAAAUGCCAUUGUCAAGGUUUCUACGAAUUCACUUUCAGCAGGGUCAGUCUCUGUGAAAUCGGCUUCUGCGCAAGCGCUUGGUAUGAACUCAGCUUCCUCCGAUUCUGUUUUCGCGAAGGCUGAUUGACGGUGUGAUCAGAAUAUAAUUGUCCUCAAUGUAAAUGCGAGGAGUAUACUAAACAAAAUUGAAGCUCUGAACUGUUUAGUGGAAUGCCACAACCCAUCAGUUGUUUGCCUUACUGAGACUUGGCUAAAUGAUACUGUUAAUGAUAGCGAAAUUUUGCCUGCUGGUUAUGCACUUCUUCGGAAAGAUAGGCAUGUUGGCCGUGGAGGAGGUGUGGCAGUUUUAAUUAAAUCAAAUCUUGAAUUUUCUUCAUUACCUGACCUUCCGGGCACAGAAACUAUUUGGUGCAAAAUAUACAUUGAAGGUAUCGUAAUAGUUGUUGGUGUCCUUUAUCGCCCUCCGAACUCCGACGAUGUUGUUCCUGCUAUUAAUGAUUACCUUGUCAGUAACAAGUUGUACGAUUGUAAAUUAUUGUUAGCUGGAGAUUUCAAUCUCCCGUACGUUAACUGGAACUUACUUACCCCAACUGGGCGUGAUCGGGCGCUUUGCGCUUCCCUGAUCGACCUGACGGUUUCUUUUGGGUUAACUCAACUUGUAGAUACUGUAACACGCGAGGACGCAAUAUUGGACCUUGUAUUUGUAAACCAGCAACUCUUAACGCACGGUGUAAAAUGUGAAGUCAUCGAAGGGUUAUCUGAUCAUAAAGCUGUUGAAGUUGCCUUGAACUUAGUGUGUCCCCCUCAAAGACCUGAGAUCAAAACUGUUUUGAACUUCUGUAAA
Rhipicephalus sanguineus (brown dog tick) is the source of this 2956-nucleotide messenger RNA. RefSeq lists its product as uncharacterized. NCBI's taxonomy places the organism in Eukaryota, Metazoa, Arthropoda, Arachnida, Ixodida, Ixodidae. The coding region runs from base 767 to 2239 and encodes 490 amino acids. The transcript has 6 exons. The record is from RefSeq and is a predicted model, not a curated record.